AUGAUUAAUUCAACAGGACCACGACCAGAAUCAUACAGGGAAGAUAUCGAGGCAGCAAAAAACUUUAAAACUGAAAAUGACAAAGAAAAUUUUUAUUCAGAGAUCAAGGCGGCAGCUGAAUCUGGUUGGGACUUUUCUAGUCGUUGGUUCAUCCUUAACGGAACGAAUAAAGGAAAAUUCAAAGAUACAAAAACUAGAUCUAUCGUCCCUGUAGAGUUGAACGCAUUAAUAUUUUGGAAUUCGAAGAUAUUGAGCAAUUUCUACAGGGAACUGAAUAAUACCAUCAAAGCUUUGGAAUAUGAAGUCAUUGCUAUGGAAUGGACGAAUGCUGUGACUGCAGUUCUAUGGAACGAGGAAGUGGGUGCCUGGCUGGAUUUUGACUUGCUUAAUCACAAAAAACGAAACUAUUUUUACCCAACUAAUAUAUCACCCUUAUGGACGGGAUGUUAUGACAAAAACCAAACAGAUUAUUUUGACUGA
Molecule: messenger RNA, 480 nt
Organism: Macrosiphum euphorbiae (potato aphid)
Lineage: Eukaryota; Metazoa; Arthropoda; Insecta; Hemiptera; Aphididae
Source: the annotation of a GenBank genome assembly